AUGAGGUUUACGAGCGAUAUCCCCGUUGGCGCUGCCAUCCUUGCCCUUUCCUCCACGACAGAGGCCGCUCUGGCGUCGUUUUGCCCAGACAAAGGAGAUGCUUGCUUCCAAUGGGGAGCCCCGCAAGCCGCCCUCAGUGCCGGGUCGGGCAACCUCUAUUUCCAGCUUCGAGCUCCCACAUCGUAUCAAUGGAUCGCCCUGGGCACUGGGUCCUCCAUGAAGGGAUCCAGCAUGUUUGUCGUUUACCAAAACGGUGACAACAACAUCACCCUCAGCACAAGAAAAGGCCAAGGUCACGUCAUGCCCCGGUACUCGGCUCGCUCCGAUGUCACGCUUUUGGAAGGCUCUGGCAUCGUCAACGGCAGCAUGGUCGCCAAUGUCCUGUGUAGAGCUUGCUCGGACCUGGAUCUCAGCAGCUCCUCGAGCUGGAUCUCGGCCUGGAAGAUGGGCUCUUCUCUGGACUCGUCCAAUCCCUCCCAGUCCAUCUCCACCCACGACGGCAAAGCCAGCUUUUCUGUCGACCUGCAGCAAGCAAGCAUUACUUCGGAUUCGAACCCUUUUCUGGCUUCGUCCAACGGCGGCGGUUCCACCAGGACGGGCAGCACCGGAGCAGUCGUGGAAGAAGAUGACGACGACCAAAACAAUCGUCUCGAGGUGGCUCACGGAGUCAUCAUGGCUAUUGUCUUUGUUGUCGGCUAUCCGAUUGGGUCCGCCGUCAUGCCAUUGGUGGGCAGUUGGCUCAUCCAUGCCGGCUGGCAGAUGUUGGCCUUCCUGGCCAUGUGGGCCGGCUUUGCAGUCGGGUAUAUCGCUUCAUCCCGCGAAGGCGAGUUCUUCAAGGACACACAUACAAGGCUUGGUGUCUUCGUGUGCAGCUUGAUGGGGCUGCAGCCCGUUCUGGGUUGGCUGCACCACCGGCAUUACCUCAGGCACCAGAGACGCGGCAUUGUCAGCCACGUCCACCGGUGGUACGGGCAGGGCUUGAUGCUUCUCGGGAUUGUGAACGGUGGCCUCGGCCUGCAUUAUGCCGAUGCGUCCAAGUCAUUCAUCGCUGCCUACGCCGUGGUUGCUGCCGUCUUGGGGGCCCUUUACGCGGCGAGCAGCGUCUUUGGCGUCAUCAGGAGGAGGAGGCUGUCGCCUCACCAGAAGCGGGAAGGGGGCAUCACAACGUAG
Molecule: messenger RNA, 1170 nt
Organism: Ustilaginoidea virens
Lineage: Eukaryota; Fungi; Ascomycota; Sordariomycetes; Hypocreales; Clavicipitaceae
Exons: 3
Coding region: 1-1170 (389 amino acids)
Source: RefSeq, a predicted model, not a curated record